AUUUAGCUGGCUACACCUAGGCCAGUUAUCAGUCAACGCGUGUGUACGCAUUGCUUAUCAGAAAGAAAAUGUAAUAUUAUUUAUCCUGACUUCACAACCGUGUGAUCACAAUGUUUAGUUUAUACAGGAUAAUACUGAUAAAUACAUUCAUUAAUGUACAGACCGUGACGUCGUCUCUGAUUAGCUGGGAUGCUGCAUGCGGAUCGAAAAAGGGAUGUUUUCCGGACUGUCGGGAUGGGUGUGAAUAUCUCGUCACGUGGUCUACUUCAAGUUCCAGCAUUCAGUUCACGCUGCAAGCGGAAGAGACGGGAACCAACGUGUACCUUGCUGUAGGAUUCUCCAAUGAUUACCGGAUGGGCGACGAUAGCGUAGUAGGAUGCAUUUUACCCAGCUCUAAAGUAUAUUCGUACUACAAUGAGGGCGAUAACACAAAAAUGCUGUCUCCGGCUACGUUAGGUCUAGGUGCUAGAUCGAUUAACCAGUCUAACGGCGUGAUCACGUGUUCUUUCACUAGAAAUCUCAGUGAAGCAGACGACAGAUUUUUCAAUCUCAACAACGACUUCAUUCUCAUGCUAGUAGUCGGGAAAGUGGAACAGAAACGUGGUAAAACUGAAAUGAAGGAACAUGAAAGAAUCCCUUGGAGCAGUGAAAGCAAGGUAGAUUUCAACAGACACUAUGUUGUUGGACUGCACAAACUUAACACACCCGUGGUAAAAUUACACGGUGUAAUGAUGGUCCUUGCUUGGCUGCUAUUUGUUACCAUUGGUAUAGUAACAGCGAGAUACAACAAAAAUAUGCUUCGAGAAAAGGAACUUUUCGGGACUAAAAUUUGGUUUCAGGUCCACAGAGGAGCUAUGGUUGUUGCUCUAAUCUUUGUGAUUAUAGGAUUCAUAUCAAUAUUUGUAGAGAUUGGAGGAUAUAGUCAGGUGGUGUCAACAGACUCGGCGGCGGCUGUGCAAGCCCAUCCUGUCAUAGGAAUCAUUGUUACAGUUUUAGGUUUUGUUAAUCCAAUAAUGGCAAUAUUCCGACCCGGUGGCGAUCACAAACUAAGGUGGAUCUUUAACUGGGCUCAUUUAGGUGUAGGAGCCCUUUCUUUACUUUUAGCAGUUGUGAACAUCUUUCUGGGCUAUUUUCUCGAGCGUUCGAUGGUAUCUAAAAGCGCCAUCUAUAUAACAAUUGUACAUGUAGUGAUCGUGGUCGUCGUCUGCUGCUCUCUGGAAGUCCACAAAAGAACUAACGUAAAACAGACCAAAGAUGCAGCAGAGGUAGAUUCCAAUAGGAACCGGAGAGAUCUGAAAGAAAAGUUUAAUAUAAACAAAAAUCUACCAUUUGUAUUGUUGGUGACGCUUGGAGGUGUCCUGAUCGUAUUGUCAAUUGCUGUUAUUGCAGUAAUCGCCACAAGUUAAUGUACACAUUUCAUGGCUGAGAGCAGAAACUGACUUACAAAUCGCCUCCAGCUUAUUUACACAUUCCAUGGCUGAGAGCAGAAAUUAACUUACAAAUAGCCUCUAGCUAAUGUACACAUUAAAAAAAUUAUGGUCUUAAGCUGUCUUUAGAGAAUGAUCUGUUUAUCUGUUAUGUUAUAUUGUGCCGGACGACAGCAGCAGACAAUCUAUGAUAGAUUCUAAUGUGUUUGAUAGAUUAUAUAACUAGUUUAGAUGCAAAAUAUGAAAAUAAUUUUAAUCUUUUAUUUUGCGGGAAUAUGAAUGCCCGUACCUCAGAUUGUCCUGACUAUGUAACACAUGAUAUUUUUAUACAUAUGAACAUGUUGCCUGAUGACUAUGUUAUUGACACCGAAAUAAAACAAAUAGAAUCUACUGAGUAUGAAAAUGUGAAACGUUUCAUUUCGCUUAUGUACACAACUGUGAAUGCAAGAGUAAAAUAUUGUAACAAAUUAAGUGAUGAAUAUGAAUGGUGUAAAACAAGGGGAAUGCUUAUCUCCCUUUCUCUUUUCAAUGUUUCUAAAUGACCUAGUAGAUCAAUACAUUAAAAGUGAAUUUGAAGGUAUUGAUGUCAGUAUGUUUAAAAUGUUUUUGGUUAUGUAUGCUGAUGAUAUUGAUAUUUUUGCAAAAAGUAGAGUAGAGAUGAGCUGCAAAUGGGUUUAAAUGUUCUUUCAGAUUACUGUGAUAGUUGAAACUUGCCAUGAAUACGUCUAAGACAAAAAUCAUGAUAUUUAGAAAAGGGGGAAGAUUACCUAGAGAUAUGAAUUUUAUUAUACAGAAGACAUUAUUUAUAUUGUUAAUAAGUUUAUAUAUUUGGGUAUUGUUUUUACUACAGAUGAAUCUUUUGCAGAGUGUGUGUGUGUGUGUGUGUUCGGGUUUAACGUCUUUGUCAACAAUUUUUCAGUCGUAUAAACGACGGUGUCUAAUUGUAGCAGUGAGCACAAUGCCCAACUUUAUAGUGCUGCCUCACUGGAAUAUCACGCCGUAGACACGUGGCAUGAUACCCCACCCAGUCACAUUAUACUGACACCGGGCUGACCAGUCGAAUCUUUUGCAGAAGCACAAAAUACAAUUGCAGGCCAAGCAAUGAAAGCCAUAUUUAAAAUGAACAAAUAUCUUUAUAAAUUUGUAAACAUUUCUACCUUCCAUAGAUUGGAUCUUUUUGAUAAACUAUUUAGUCCUAUCCUUAACUAUAGUAGCGAAGUUUGGGAUUUUGUACAUGGCAAUGCAAUUGAAAGAGUUCACAUACAAUUUUGCAAACGCAUAUUAUGUGUUAAGAAAACUACUCAAAAUGAUUUUAUAUAUGGUGUAGAUUAUCUUUCCAGUCAAUGCCAUAUUAUAAUCAUAAAAUACUGGAUAAAAAUAUUGCAUACAAAUGAGAACAAAUCUGUUAACAAAGUGUAUAAUUUAUUGAAAAAUGAUUACGAAAAUUACCCAAAUAAAACAAACUGGUGUUCACUAGUAAAACAUCUUUUAUGUACAUUAGGCUUUUAUGAUGCAUGGUUUGUGCAAAGUGUUGGUAACACUAACCUAUUCUUAUGUCACGUAAAUCAAAGAUUUAAAGAUCAGUUUGUGCAAAAUUGGUCAAAUAGGUUAGACAACUCGAGCAGGGCUAUAUUCUACAGACAUGUUGCUAUUUCUAAGUUUCAACCAUAUCUCAAUUGUAUAAGCAUCAAAUGUGUUUGUAAAAUCUCACUAAGUUAAGAGUUUCUUCUCACAGAUUGCAUAUUGAGACUGGUAGAUGGACUAAACCAAACAAUACACCUCUAAAUGAAAGCAAAUGCUUUUCUUGUGAUGUUUUAGAAGAUGAAUAUCAUUUUGUAUUGGAAUGUAAAGUAUAUAAUAAUUUAAGGAAACGUUUUAUUCCUAUGUAUUACUGGAAAAGACCAAACAUGUCUAAAUUUAUUGAACUGCUAAAUUCUGAAAAUGUUUGCACAAUACGUAAGUUAAGGAAUUUUAUGAACAGAGCUUUUGCUUAAAGAAAAGAAUGGUUAAACGCAGCUCCUAUCAGUGAAAAUAAUGUUAAUGGUUUUUUAAUAUUAGAUAUUUUCUUUUGUUACAGAUGUAUGUAUUUCGUUCUGUAGUCUGUAUAGAAAAAUGAAAUAUUUAAUUAAUUUACUAAAUGAACAUAUGUGCUAUUUUCGUCUGGACACGAUAUACUAUAUACAUUUAACUAAUAUACUAAGAUAUCAUUUAUAGUCAUUUUAAUUUGUAUUUUCUUUAGGCAAACUGCCAUAAGAAUCCUAGUUUAAUUCUCUUUUGCAGCGGGUUUUGUUUAAACAUAAUAGUACCAUAAAGCUAUGGCUAAAUUUACAGUUUAAUUGAUAUGUUGAUCAUCAACAUUCAUAUUGUGUACAUAUUGUGUGAAUAUGUAUGAAGGUAUAUAAGUUUGUAUUAGCAUACAGCAUAUAACAUAUCUAUUGAUCGAAUGCUACUACAUCUACCCACUUAGUAUAAAUCAAUAAUAUAACAUAUUUAAUAGACGAAUGCUACCACAUGUAUCAACUAAUUACUAAACAAUAAUAUAUUUAAAAUGACAUAUUCUGUAACAUGUUUUAAUAUCCAAAUUGUGAUAAGUUCUGUUAAGCACCGGUUUCUAUUACUUUAAUGAAAUCAUUAUUAUUGUAUUAUCAUGUGUUCUUAAAUGUUUGAUAUUUUUGUAAAUGACAAUGAUAACAUGCAAUUUAUUGUAUACCUUCUCCGCUUAACUAUAUCAUUAUUUGCAUUUGUUAAACACUGUCCUGCCAUGUAUUAUGUUU
Mercenaria mercenaria is the source of this 4201-nucleotide messenger RNA. RefSeq names its product putative ferric-chelate reductase 1 homolog. NCBI's taxonomy places the organism in Eukaryota, Metazoa, Mollusca, Bivalvia, Venerida, Veneridae. The coding region runs from base 111 to 1406 and encodes 431 amino acids. The transcript is spliced from 12 exons. The record is from RefSeq and is a predicted model, not a curated record. Gene Ontology annotation, molecular function: oxidoreductase activity, acting on metal ions.